GAGACCACCCACUUAGAACAAGACUACACACCUUUCUCUCCAACCUGAGUCGUCGAAUACCGUCGCACCAACAUGGACGACAUUGUGGAAGACGAGAAAAAGCCGUUCGACCCAGACGGUCUCCAGCCAGAUGAAGAAACAUUACCGGAUCCCGACGAGGAACUUAUGCUCGACAAGGGAAAUGGGCGUGUGUGGCUCGUCAAGGUACCAAAACACCUCAUGGAACGCUGGUCUUCCAUUGACGCUGAAAAUAUACACUUAGCUACUGUCCGCGUCUAUCCAGACGCCGUAGGGCCGACAGGAAAAUCCCCUCGUAUCGUCCUCUUCCUCCCCCCAGACCCGUCAGAUACCACCCCACGGGACCCUGCUCUCCCACCGUUUUCCAGCAAUGCAGCUUUCGUCCCGGGCGAAGGGGAUGUCCACGUUGACCGGUAUGAACUCGACAUGGUGAACGACGACGUCGACAACCAGCUUGUCGUAGCUGAGCGACCGAAGGAGCCGGUUCCGCCUACAUCUUCUGCCCCCACCUCGACACCACCAGUCAAUAACCGCGCGCGUACGACAAUUCUUACGGGGAGAAUUAAACAUGAGUGUAAUUUACGUCCUAUAUUCAACGAGUCCUAUAGACGACAAAUGCGUGAGAGAAGCAGGAAGUAUAACACCCCACGGAGACAAAUUAGAAUGAUUGAGGACGCUGGUGUGAGUGGAGGGAGAGGAGGAAUCAACCGACUCAGCAGCGGAGUGGGAGUUGGCGCAGGAGGGGCGUUUUCCGAUCUCAUCAAAUCCAAACCAAAGCCAGCAAAAGGCGCCUUCGAGCGCAUGGCGCGCAUGCCCCGCAACCAACUGCUGGAUCUCCUGUUCACGCUAUUCCGCGAACAGCCUCGGUGGAGCAUCAAGCCUCUUCGAGAGCGUACUCAACAGCCAGAGGCUUAUCUCAAAGAGGUCCUUGGGGAGAUUGGACAACUGAAUCGAAGCGGGGAGUACAAUGGAAUGUGGGAGUUAUCAGAAGUGUUUACGAAGGAUGGCAUAAAGGCGGAGGGCGGCAUGGGUAUGAUAGCUGGUGGUUCACAGGAUGUGACAAUGGCUCUUCCAGAAGAAGAGGAGGAAGAUGACGAUGACGAUGAUGACGACGACGACGAUAUGGAAGAAGUGUCGUGAUUACUAUUAUCUCUUUGCGCGAAAAUGUACAUUGUAUCAAUACUAAUGUGUAGAACAUGUGUUUCAGUGUUUUCCCUCAAACAUUCUACAUGGAGCACUUCUGCUUGUAGUUG
Molecule: messenger RNA, 1271 nt
Organism: Serpula lacrymans var. lacrymans S7.9
Lineage: Eukaryota; Fungi; Basidiomycota; Agaricomycetes; Boletales; Serpulaceae
Exons: 3
Coding region: 73-1158 (361 amino acids)
Biological process (GO): transcription initiation at RNA polymerase II promoter; transcription by RNA polymerase II
Cellular component (GO): transcription factor TFIIF complex
Source: RefSeq, a predicted model, not a curated record